Molecule: messenger RNA, 5230 nt
Organism: Pogona vitticeps (central bearded dragon)
Lineage: Eukaryota; Metazoa; Chordata; Lepidosauria; Squamata; Agamidae
Source: RefSeq, a predicted model, not a curated record
UCCAUUUAUGCCCCUGUCUGUUUCAGCUGUCUAUUAAUUUUGUGAAUAAUAUCAAGCGUCCCUAGGCUGAUUCGGAAGAAGGAAAGCCGAGGAGUCUAUGGAACCAGCAUCUAGUGGAGGCAUAAUACACUUUUUUUCCGGCCUUGGUGGAAGAAAUGGAGAUGACGAGCACCCCAUCACCUACCUCCUCCUCUUCAUCGUCAUUCACUCGCACUCCAACUUCAGCGGCUAAAACAACUCAACUAAAGAAGGAAGGGAACUCAGAGGAUGGGCCAGCCGGAACAAUUCCAGAUGUUAGCCGCCCGCCUUCUCCUGGCUUCAAGGACUUAGAUUUGCUCCAGGCUGAGUGUGAUGAGCUUCGGAAUCGGUUGCGCUGUCUGAGGGAAAGCCUGAUGGGUCGAAAGCCGAGGGACGUGGAAUCGUGGAUGAAGCAGUCACAGAAAGAACUCCUCUGGCUACAGAGGCAGGUGUCUUCCCUCUCCACCGAGGCACCUGUUUUGCCCGUGACCAAGUUUGGAGAUGAGCUGCGGAAGUUACGAGCUGCCGUCCCGCAGAAUAGCUUUGGUUGGCUCCAUUUUCUAGACGACAGAACCCAGGCUUUUCCAUCUAAUGUCACCUUACUAAAUGAAGAGAAUCAUUGGUGCAGCUUUUUGGAAAAUGAAUUGAAAGAUGCUGUAUGUGAGAAGAACCGCCUGAGGCUCCAGUAUGCCAGCGUCUCCCAGAAAGCACUGCAGUAUGACCAGGUGAAAACAGACUAUGAUCAGCUUAGAGGAAUUCUCGCUGCAGUGACCAAGGAACGAGAUUUGGCUGUCAAGGAGAAACACCAGCUCCAAGCCAAACUGGAGAACUUAGAGCAAGUCCUUAAGCAUAUGCGAGAGGCUGCUGAACGGCGGCAACAGCUGGAAUUGGAGCAUGAGCAAGCCUUGGCUGUUCUCAACGCAAAGCAGAAGGAAAUCGAACUCCUACAGAAGGCUCAGGUUGAAGCAAAGAAAGAACAUGAAGGUGCAGUUCAGCUGCUAGAGACCACCUUGGACAGCAUGCAGGCAAAGGUUCGCGAGCUAGAGGAGAAAUGUCGGACCCAGAGCGAACAGUUUAAUCUCCUCUCUAAGGAACUGGAAAGGUUUCGGCAGCAAGCUUCAAAGAUUGAUCUCCUGAGCAGCACCUCGUUGGCAUCCUCUGAUUUUCCCGGCUCCCCGACCAAAUCCUUUGCCCAACUGAUGAAUGGAAUCGCCACUUCCUUGGGGAAAGGUCAUGAAAGCCCUUCUGGAGGCCACUGUGUGAUCUCAGAGUUUAUAAGACCCCUACAACUCUCCGGUGACAAACCGGAGCAAUUGUCCAUCAAGCCAACUUUCCUCUCCCGAUCCCGGUCUGGCAGCCCAGGAUGCAGAUUUGAAUCAGAGAUGGAUAAUGAACGGAAUUCUAAUACCUCAAAGCAGAGAUACUCUGGAAAAGUCCAUCUUUGCAUUGCUCGAUACAGUUAUAACCCGUUUGAUGGACCAAAUGAAAAUCCCGAAGCGGAACUCCCUCUCACAGCAGGAAAAUACCUCUAUGUGUAUGGAGACAUGGAUGAAGAUGGCUUUUAUGAAGGUGAACUUCUAGAUGGGCAGCGAGGGCUUGUUCCUUCCAACUUUGUGGAUUUCGUGCAGGACAGCGAAUCCCGUCUAUCAAGUGGGCUGGGCAGUGAGCAAGACCAGAAUUACAUCAACCACGCAGGUCCCACGUUGGACGGAGAUCGCCUUUUGGAUAUCAACCCGCCGAGCCACUUAGAGUCCAGUCUCGUCAAUAACGGUGCAGGGACCCUGGAUGUAAACAUUGACGAAAUUGGAGAAGACAUUGUGCCUUAUCCUAGAAAAAUUACCCUUAUCAAACAGCUAGCCAAAAGUGUCAUUGUGGGCUGGGAAAGUCCGAUCGUGCCACCCGGGUGGGGAACCAUUCAUAGCUACAACGUCCUGGUAGACAAAGAAAUACGGAUGACCGUAGCCCUGGGAAGCAGAAGUAAAGCUCUUAUAGAGAAACUUAACAUUGCUACUUGCACUUACCGAAUAUCGAUUCAAAGCAUCACUAGUCGGGGCAAUUCUGACGAGUUGCAAUGCACGUUGCUGGUGGGCAAGGAUGUCAUUGUGGCCCCUUCCCACCUCAAGGUCGACAACGUCACCCAGAUCUCCGCCGAACUGACCUGGCUCCCGACCAACAGCAACUACAGCCACGUGAUCUUCCUCAACGAGGAAGAGUUUGAUAUCGUCAAGGCUGCCCGAUACAAGUACCAGUUUUUUAACCUGAAGCCCAACAUGGCCUACAAGGUGAAGGUAUUGGCCAAACCUCACCAAAUGCCCUGGCAGCUGCCGCUUGAGCAGCGGGAAAAAAAAGAAGCCUUCAUAGAGUUUUCGACCUUGCCAGCAGGUCCACCAGCUCCCCCUCAAGAUAUCAGAAUCCAGGCUGGGCCCACGCCGGGAACCAUUGUAGUUUCAUGGAAGCCACCAACGCUCACAGCGACGGGAACAUCCAGCGGAGCCACCGUGACCGGCUAUGGCGUUUAUGCAAAAGGUCAAAAGGUGGCCGAAGCGACAUUUCCCACGGCGGAGAAUGCGGUUGUGGAGCUCCCGAGACUCCGGAAUCUGGAAGCGAAGGAAGUUCUCGUCCGGACGCUUUCCGCCCAAGGAGAAUCCGUCGAUUCCUUGAGCGCCGCCAUUCCACACGAACUCCUGGUGCCUCCGACCUCACACCCCAGGCCAGCUCCCAAAUCUAAGCCAUUACCAAGUGCCGGCCUCUCCGAUACCAAAGAGGAACACUUAUGCCCACACGUCAGAAGGGAUGAGCAUUGGGAGCAGCCCCGCACGGCGCUGUCUCCUGUCCACGGACACACCCUGGAGCCGCCCAACUUCCAAGGGAGAAGGUCGCCUUCGCCCAACAGGAUACUCCCACAACCGCAAGGCAUGCCCGUUCCCAACAAUGUCGCGAAGGCCAUGGCCAGGGAAGCAGCUCAACGGGUGGCGGCGGAGAGCAACAGAAUGGAGCGGAGGAGCGUGUUCGCCGAACGAAGCAACGCUCUGCAUUACGCCAAUUCCGACGAAGAGGAGGACGGCUACGAUUCGCCUCGGCUCAAAAGGAAAGGGGCUUCAGUCGACGAUUUCUUGAAAGGCUCCGAGCUUGGGAAGCAGCCCCAAUACGGCCAUGGGGAAGAGUAUCAUACCGAAAGCAGCCGGGGCUCUGACCUCUCAGACAUCAUGGAAGAAGACGAAGAAGAACUGUACUCCGAGAUGCAGCUUGAGGACGGCGGGAGGAGGCGAAUCAGUGUCACGUCGCAUAACACACUCAAGCUGUUAGGUAACCCUGCAGCCUCCGGACGGACGGACAGGAUGGAACACCCAGGGCGAAGGAUCUCUCACGGCAGUGCAGGACCGCAACGGUCACGCCCCAUGUCGGUCCCGUCUAUCGAAAUUACAAUGGAAAGUAACAGUGAAGGCGUGUGGUCUCGGUCAGGUAGUGAGGGAAACCUUUCCCCCUUUAAAGAAGAAGUGUAUUAUCGCGGCGGUGGCAGACACAGGAAAUGGUGCCGGCAACGUACCGUGGCUUCUGACUAUCGAUACGAUGGAUAUGGCAGCCGGGAUCGCCUGUCUCCAGAAAUUUAUGAAGAAUCUGAAACCGAUCCUGGUGCUGAAGAGGUGUCCGCACGCAUCUUUGUGGCUCUUUUUGACUACGACCCACUGACCAUGUCUCCUAACCCUGACGCAGCGGAAGAGGAGCUCCCGUUUAAAGAAGGGCAGAUUAUUAAGGUUUAUGGCGACAAGGAUAUUGAUGGCUUUUACCGGGGAGAAACCUGUGCAAGGGUUGGCCUCAUUCCAUGCAAUAUGGUCUCCGAAAUCCAAGCUGAUGAUGAAGAGAUGAUGGAGCAACUUCUGAAGCAAGGUUUUCUCCCUCUGAACACCCCUAUAGAGAAAUUAGAAAGGAACCGAAGGAGCAGCCGCCCCCCGGCCGCCUCGACGCGGAGGAUGGUGGCCUUGUACGACUACGAUCCGAGGGAGAGCUCGCCCAACGUCGAUGUGGAGGCCGAGCUAACAUUUUGUACAGGGGACAUUAUUACAGUCGUUGGAGAAAUUGACGAAGACGGUUUUUACUACGGCGAGCUCAACGGUCAGAAGGGUCUGGUUCCUUCAAACUUUCUUGAAGAAGUGCCUGAUGAUGUCGAGGUCUAUCUAUCCGACGCCCCGUCGCAAUAUGCUCAAGAUACGCCAAUACGUACAAAAGCAAAAAGGACAAAGACCUUGACUUGAGAUCAAAGUAAGCUGGCGACCCCUUUGCUUAAUUUCACCUCCAUUGAUUAGUCUGAACCGGGUAACCGGACCCAGCAAGAACCACCCAAGGCUGCCAGGAAAAAAGCAAAAAGCCAGCCAACUUAAAGAGUACUAGACGAGGGCCGAGGCUCAUUGCCUCUCGCUCUGCAAACGAUUUCCUAAGUAUCAAUUCAUCUUGUGCUUUCCCCCAAAUACUCCUGAUUCAUUGUGCAAGCAGCCACAUCCUGCUCAUUUAUCACGUGCAUUAAAAAUAAACAUUUGCUGCCACAGCUCAUCCAAGGUCUUGAAGCUUUCUUUGAUCACAAUUAAGGUUCAAUUUUAGCUUUUUUUUUUUUCUUUCAACCAGUGUGCCACCUUCUCAAAGUAUGUCUAUACAGUAUGCUAAAAGAAAUGUUUUACAGAGCUGACGAGCAGAAAUGCUCCGAUUUUUAUCACCACCCAAACCGGUGAUUCCUUCUGGAACCUGGCUAGUGCAUAUGUAGAACUUCCCAUUGGUAGUACUGUACUUAAAAGUUGGAUUUCUCACCGCUAGAUUACCGAGAUGUAAAAAAACCCCACCAAUUUGAUUGAGAUAAGAUCUAGUUCUGGGUCACCCUUGCAAAAAGAAAAAAUCAGCAUGUAUUUUAAAAGCUGUGGGUUGUGGGGUUUUUUUAAAAAAAAUAAUCAAAUUGUCAGCGACUGUUUGUCACUUUGGUAAACUAGACAUGUCCCUCGCGUGGCAUGCUUUAAAGGGGAAAAAAUGGAUUGUCCGAAAAGGAAAAGGAAAUGAAAAGAAAAAAAUGUUACCAGUUUUCUUGUUGUUGAUGGCUUUCAAACAUUCUGUAAACUGUAACAAUGUACCUACUAGGUUCCUCCCGAGAGUACAGGUACCUCACCAAGGAGCGCACCAUCCCCUACAGUCCAUCUCCAUUCGGGGUCACCUACGCCAUCUGUGGGUU